Funneliformis mosseae is the source of this 178-nucleotide messenger RNA. NCBI's taxonomy places the organism in Eukaryota, Fungi, Glomeromycota, Glomeromycetes, Glomerales, Glomeraceae. The record is from the annotation of a GenBank genome assembly.
CGCUCAAUCUAAAGAUUUUGAAGAAAAUAUUAAAGCGCAAGAAAAGGAAGCUAAAGCCAAGCAAGAAACUAUUAAUAAACUAAAAGAAAUUAUUAAAGAACGAGAUGAAGACGUCAGAACCAAGCAAGAAAUAAUUAGUGGAAAAUUAUCUGGAAUUAUCAAAACAGUUAUCAGUUAA